GUUUAAUAAUAAAAUUGUAUAAUCAUGUGACUCAUUUUUUUUUUCAAAAUCAUUAUUUUAUUUCCCCUGGUGUUGUUAAAGUAGUUACUAUAAAAAGUAGUUCAAUAGAAAAAUAUAGAUAUCGAUGUCUACAUACGUCUCUGAAACCGGAGUUCUCGAUAUAAAAAUGACCGAAGCCGGGAACGGACUGCUGGUGAUGUACUUCUUCGCUACGUGGUCCGUACCCUGCCACGACAUGAACCCGAUCUACGAGGACCUGGCCGAGAAGCACAGGAACUGCAACUUCGUCAGGGUGGAUAUCGAGGAGGGGAGAGACCUUGCGGUUCAAUUCCACAUAACGAUUGUACCUUCCUUCAUCUUCUUCAUUGGAGGGAUGAAGCAGGAGGUUGUGGCAGGUGCGAGGCCUGAAUUGAUAGAGAAGAUCAUCGAUGGAUUCAAUAAAUCACUAUGAAAAACAUUUUUUUCAUUUUUAUUAUUUAUCAUUAUUAUGUUUUCCCAGUCCGCUGGUGUUCCUCAAGGUAGUAUC
Nezara viridula (southern green stink bug) is the source of this 526-nucleotide messenger RNA. The record is from the annotation of a GenBank genome assembly. NCBI's taxonomy places the organism in Eukaryota, Metazoa, Arthropoda, Insecta, Hemiptera, Pentatomidae.